This is a messenger RNA of Equus caballus (horse), 2054 nucleotides long. Lineage: Eukaryota; Metazoa; Chordata; Mammalia; Perissodactyla; Equidae. The record is from RefSeq and is a predicted model, not a curated record.
UCCGGGCUCCCACCUCGUCCUUCCCGCCACGUGAUGUUCCCGGCUCCCUCGCGUGUCGGGACCGCACGGCCGGUCCUCGUCCCGGGAUCCUUGUCCCGGUUCUUCGCCGGGGCCACGCGGGAGGGCAGCGGGGAGCAGGGGGCGCACCUGCGCGACCUCGGGGACCCACGCUGCACGCAGGAUCAGCUCCCUCCUUGCGUGGGCCCUUCCCGCCCUCGCUGCUUUCUCAGACUGAGUGCUAAAUGUUCAAGGAACGCGGGAUUUCCUCCCAACUCCCUUUUACACUCGGGUCUUUAGGGUCAUAGACAGUUCACGAUCAAUUUCAUUACUUUUGUUUUUUUAGCCAGUUAUCCUCCUGGACAUUGGAUAACAGCUGUUGCUGCCCGUUUAAACAGGCAGCGGCAUCCUCAGGCCAGCCGGAGACCACGUUGCCGUGGGCGCUGUGACCAGGUCACAGACCUCCCCCCAGGCCUCCUGUUCUUAUCUGUGUCAUCAGCAUCAGGCUCUUACGCCUCUGAUGGAAGCGACAGAGAUGUACAACACAGGCCUGGAAAGAGACAGCUCACCCGCCUGCCCUGGGACGCGCCAAGCCCGGGGCUCUGAUGACACGUCUCCUUCGUAAUUCGUGUAAUUCAUGUGCGAACCUGGAAGAGAAAUUAAGAGACUCAUCGGGUUCCGAGCUGCUGCUGGAUAUUUUGCAGAAGACCGUGAAGCAUCCUCUGUGCGUGAAGCACCCGCCGUCAGUGAAGUACACCCGGGGCUUUCUCUCAGAGCUCAUCAGAAAGCACGAGGCUGUCCAUGCGGAGCCUUUGGACGAACUGUACGAGGCGUUGGCGGAGGUCCUGACGGCCGAGGAGCGCACCCGCUGCCACAGGAGCUAUCUGCUGCCUUCCGGGGACUCGGUCACGCUCUCUGAGAGCACGGCCAUCAUCUCCCAUGGCACCACGGGCCUGGUCACUUGGAACGCCGCCCUCUACCUCACGGAGUGGGCCCUCGAACACCCAGCAGCCUUCACUCACAGGACUGUCCUGGAGCUUGGCAGUGGAGCUGGCCUCACGGGCCUGGCCAUUUGCAAGAUGUGCCGACCCAGAGCAUACAUCUUCAGCGACUGUCACAGCCGUGUCCUCGAGCAGCUUCGGGGGAACGUCCUUCUCAAUGGCCUCUCGUUGGAGCCAGAUGUGACCGCUCCUGUGCAGCACCCAGGACACGACACCCGCGACCCAGAGAGCCCCAGGGUGACAGUGGCCUGGUUGGACUGGGAUGUCGUGACGGUCCCUCAGCUCGCUGCCUUCCAGCCAGACAUCGUCAUCGCUGCAGAUGUGCUGUACAGCCCAGAAACAGCCCUCUCCCUGGCCGGCGUCCUGCGGAGGCUCUCUGCGUGCCGCGAGGACCAGCAGGCGCUGGAGGCCUACGUCGCCUUCACUGUCCGCAACCCGGAGACGUGCCAGCUGUUCACCGCCGAGCUAGGCCGGGCCGGGAUCCAGUGGGAGACAGAGCCCCGUCACGACCAGAAGCUGUUUCCCUAUGAUGAGCAGUCGGAGACGGCAAUCCUGAAACUGACGCUGUAGGGCUGCAGACGUUUUUGGAGAUUCAUGUGAACGUCAAAUCACUACCGGAAAGAAUUUACGCGUGGGAAAGCUGAGGAACCUUUCGUUGGACUUGAAUGCUCGAACAACGUCAAAGCCCGAGACAGGAAGCACAAACCGUGUUCUCAUAAAGCAUGAACACUGCAUGCGUGUAGCGCCCCUUCUGUCAGAGGUCCUGGUGCUCAAGCAAGAAAAUCAGAAACGAAAACUCGGGCUCAGAGAGAAACAUUCCAUUUGUGCAAAUAGAAACACACAUCGGGUAUGUUUUCCCCCCAGUCUGGACACGCAUCCCUCACGAAGCCGAGCCCGCUGUCCUCGUGGCGCAUCGUCCGUUCACAGCGCAGCGGGCUGCGGGGCCUGUUCUCAAGGCAGGAAUGAGAAUACCGGGGCCGAGACAGGGCAGAUGCUGGAAAGGCAGACAGACACCAGGACACAAAAACAGACUAAAAGAUGUUGAAGACGCCGCAA